AUGGGGGCCAACAACUUUGUGCUGUUUGAGUCGGCUUCUGGCUAUGCGCUUUUUGAAGUGGUGGAACAUGAAGAGAUCGGCAGUCUCGUGGCCGAGGUGCAGGCGGCAACGGCUGACGUGUCUUCGUUUGGACGCAUUGUCAAGCUGAAGGCGUUCCAGCCCUUUACGUCGGCCGAGAAUGCUCUCGAGAACAUUAACAAUGUCUCGGAAGGUCUGUUAGGCGAAGAUCUCAAGAACUUUCUCGAGAUUAAUUUACCCAAGGUCAAGAGCGGCAAAAAGGGCAAAUUUGCGCUAGGCGUGCAGGACAAGGGGCUCGCACAGGCCAUUUCGGAUGAGUUGCACGCGCCGUGCAACACAAGCGAGACGACGCUGGAGAUUGUUCGAGGUGUGCGUAUGCACUUUAGCACGUUUGUCAAGGAACUGGCUCAGGGAAACCUUGCAAAGGCCCAGCUUGGUCUCGGUCACUCGUACUCUCGUGCCAAGGUCAAAUUUAACGUGAACCGUGCCGACAACAUGAUCAUCCAGGCAAUCGCUCUACUUGAUCAAAUGGACAAGGAUAUCAACACGUUUGCGAUGCGCGUGCGGGAGUGGUACUCGUGGCACUUUCCUGAGCUGGUCAAGAUUGUCAAUGACAACUAUGUGUAUGCGCGCUGCGCUUCAUUCAUUAAGAACCGCAACACGUUGAGCGGGGACUCGCUCGAGAAGCUGUCGCAGAUUGUUCUUGAUGAAGACAAGGCCCAGCAGAUCCUGCAUGCUGCUCGCUCUUCAAUGGGCAUGGACAUGUCGGAGAUCGACAUGAUUAAUGUCGACAACUUUACCACUCGUCUCAUCAAGCUAGCAGAAUAUCGUCGUCAACUGCACGAGUACCUGGUUUCUAAGAUGUCGUCGGUAGCUCCGAACCUUGCAUCACUUAUCGGCGAGUCAGUUGGUGCUCGUCUGAUCUCACACGCUGGUUCGCUGACCAACUUAGCCAAGUGCCCAGCCUCAACCGUGCAGAUUUUGGGCGCUGAGAAGGCUCUGUUCCGAGCAUUGAAGACCCGUGGCAACACUCCCAAGUAUGGAUUGCUGUUCCACUCGACUUUCAUUGGCCGUGCCGCAUCCAAGAACAAGGGCCGCAUUUCACGUUACCUAGCUAACAAGUGUGCGAUCGCCUCGCGCAUUGAUUCGUUCAUUGACGAGCCUACCACAAAGUAUGGCGAAAAGAUGCGUGAGCAGGUUGAAGAGCGCCUUGCGUUCUACGAGAGUGGCGCUGCUCCGCGCAAGAAUGCCGACGUGAUGCAGGAAGUUUCGGAAGAGCUUCAGCUAGCUGCUGCAAAGGUAGACAAGAAGUCGAAGAAGGACAAGAAGUCGAAGAAGCGCUCCGCGGUCGACGGAGUUGGUGAAAUGGAGCAAGUCAUGGAGGAAGCGGUUGGUAAGAAGUCUAAAAAGGCCAAGAAAGACAAACAGCACAGUAAAGUGGAGGAGGUGGCGGCUGUUGCGGCCCCUGUUGCUGAUGCUGACAAGAAGAAGAAGAAAAAGCACAAGAAGAAAGCCAAGACUGCGGAGUAG
Messenger RNA from Peronospora matthiolae, 1548 nucleotides. The record is from the annotation of a GenBank genome assembly. Lineage: Eukaryota; Oomycota; Peronosporomycetes; Peronosporales; Peronosporaceae.